GGAAAACACGAGAGCGACUUUCUCGCUCUAAUUUGUUGGCCACCACCCGUGAAGGAACCCGUGAUACACGACAAACCCCUUUACCGGGUACUGAUCACGUGGCUCUUCAUUCGCUGUUUUCGGAUCCGCCCCCUCCCACUUGCGUUCCGUCCACAGUAAUAGCAAAGACUGCCCCUUUUAAAAAAAGAACAGUACAAUAUCUGAUUUGCAAAUUUGAAAAAGGCGAGAAUGCCGUCCCUCAAGAAGAAGAUUCCACCGCCGCCGAAGGAGCCCGGCACGCACACCAACGCGGAGGUCAAGGAGGCACUGCACGCCCGCGCGCUGCGUCGCACCAUUCUCAUCACCGCCGUCGUGUUUUUGCUGCUGGCCUGCCUCGCCGUCGUCUCCAACUCCUCCCGCGACGCCGUCAGCGCCACCGGUAAGCCAAAAAUGGUUCUCAUCGUGGUGAAAGGCCUCUCGCCCUCCACCGUCGAUCACGCCAUGAAAAGCAACAAGGCGCCUUUCACACGGCUGCUCAAAGCGGUCGGCGGCGCCUACAGCUCGAUCGAUGCCUCCUAUGCGGGCUCGGGAAACCGCAUGGUGAACCUGCUCACCGGCUCCUCGGCAGAGACAAAGAGCACCUUAUCGGGAUCCACGUCUAUCCUAGGCUGGCUGAAGGCCGCGAAAAAGAGAGUUGUUGUGGCGGCGCCGUCAUCCUACUGGUCCCGCGGCACGGCCGGCGCCAACCCCUGUGGCCAGAUCGGUCUGCUCGAUACCGAGUGCUCGGCGGACGCGUGCCCGGAAGAGAAGGAAACGGCGUACUGCAACGCGGAGCGCAAGUACGUCACGUGCGACGACCGCGCGCAGCUGUACCAAGAUGAACUCCCCACCGCCUUCCAGAAGGCGAUAAACCUCUCUGCGGAUGUGCUGUACUUCCAGAGCAGCGGCAUUGCCGAGGCAGCCGCCAACGACCUCGAGGCCUCUGCCCAGGAGCGCAGCGAGGUGAACUUGCUGGACGCCACGGUGGGUCGCAUUGCGCUGGCGCUGUCGAAACGCUCGAGCAGCACCAGCGAGCAGUGGCUGCUGAUCGUGACGAGCGACGGUGACAACGCCGCAAAGGCGGCCCCACUGCUGAUUGCAGCCUACUCGAAAGGCGAAAUCGUGCAGCUCAACUCCAUCGCGGCUGAUGCCAAGACGUCAGAUGUCUUUAACACGGUGAAAAUGUGGUUCGAGGCAGGGGACGCGGACAGCAGCCGUCUACUGGGCAUCUGCACGAGCGGUGCGAUGGUCAAGAACUGCAAGGCCGCUACGUGA
Leptomonas pyrrhocoris is the source of this 1293-nucleotide messenger RNA. RefSeq lists its product as hypothetical. Bases 229 to 1293 code for a protein of 354 amino acids. The record is from RefSeq and is a predicted model, not a curated record. NCBI's taxonomy places the organism in Eukaryota, Euglenozoa, Kinetoplastea, Trypanosomatida, Trypanosomatidae. The transcript has a single exon.